Molecule: messenger RNA, 1308 nt
Organism: Parastagonospora nodorum SN15
Lineage: Eukaryota; Fungi; Ascomycota; Dothideomycetes; Pleosporales; Phaeosphaeriaceae
Exons: 2
Coding region: 1-1308 (435 amino acids)
Molecular function (GO): protein binding
Source: RefSeq, a predicted model, not a curated record
AUGCGCAUCCUUGAUUUGCCUCUUGAGUUGAUUCAAGAGAUACUCAGACGUGCAUAUCCCAUCCCACGAAUCCCUUAUUUCGCUGGGUCUUACCUUGCACGUCGAGUGCUUAGUGAGCCUAGCAAUGGGCUUCCCGAUUUACUCCGCAUUCGUGCCGUUGCACAAAAGCUGCACGAAGCGGAUGCAGAAGCACGCAGCGUCCCUGACUAUGUUCAUCAGCUGUGUCUGCUGGUCAUACGCGACCAACGACCGUCCACACGUUUAGCUCAGAUGUUGAAGGCCAGUCAGGUCAAAGACAAAAGUGACUCCGAGACCCAUCUCUACGUGGCCGCUUAUCUUACACAGACGACUACGAUCGUCGAAAGAUGGAUGGCAAGCGCACGACACCCUGCUCAGAAUAGUUGGAUGUUCAGUUCGAUCAAUAACCACGCUGCAAGACACAGCGAUGAGCGUUUUCUUGCCGCGCUGACAACCGGCUCUGAUAAGUUCCCCGAAUCAGCACAAGAACGAAGAGUAGAGAUGUUAUGCGUUGUCGCCGAAGCCGGCCGCCUUGAUGCGGUGCAGUUCAUCUUCAACUUCGCUACUGAAAGCUUACCUUGGGUGUUUUCGAGGAAAAGGCGGCCUCACCAUGCGUACGCGAACGAGUGGAUGUUGGCAUUGAUGCACACCCCCAGCAGGGAGGUUUUUGAGUUCCUGAUGGAGAAACGAAGUUUGCACUGCAUAAACCGGGAAUUCGGGCCGGCACAAUAUACACGGUUCCUACGGCAUUGCGCGAUUGAAGGCUGGACUGAAAUGGCUGAGCACUACUUGAGCCUCGGGGCUUCAGUCGAAGGUGUAGGCGACAGGUCUUUGUGCGGAGAAGACCGGCGACCACUCCUGUUAGCUUGCAGACGCGGGCACAAGGACACCAUUAGAAUGCUCUUGGAGCAUCAAGCAGAUACUGCUGUUCCAGUCUUGGAGCUCGCUGUUGGAUGGGGAGAUCUGGCGACCGUGCAAUUGCUACUCCAACACAAAGCAAAAUUUGGAGAUGCUCUCUCUUUAGCAGUGGCGAAAGGCCACAGGAAUGUGGUUCAGGAACUACUGGACCAUGGUGCAGACAUCAAGAUUGGAUCGCGACCUCUACUUGCAUAUGCAAUCGAACAUGAGCACGUGGCGCUAUUCCGGCUUUUGGUUGAGCGAGGCUGCGACCCGCGCGUUGAUGAAGCUGCUACAGAGUGUGUGAGGAUCGCAAAGGGAUACGGGUUAGAGUCGAUGCUACAACUGCUAAGAGAGCAUGGUGUCAACAGCGACGACACUGCGAUUCCAUAG